This is a messenger RNA of Saccharomyces mikatae IFO 1815, 1062 nucleotides long. RefSeq names its product GTPase-activating protein RGS2 (gene RGS2). The record is from RefSeq and is a predicted model, not a curated record. The transcript has a single exon. Bases 1 to 1062 code for a protein of 353 amino acids. NCBI's taxonomy places the organism in Eukaryota, Fungi, Ascomycota, Saccharomycetes, Saccharomycetales, Saccharomycetaceae.
AUGGCGAGUGUUCCAAGCCUAUGCGACAUCUUGAUACCGCUAGAAAAGAGUAGUCGCAGCGCCAGCGGUGCUGAAGGUGACAAGAUAGCCCUAGUUCAAUCGCGAAAAAACCAUCAAAGUUGUAUACGUUCGCCUUACACAAUUCACAAAUUCUAUAAAUUUUUGAGAAGGGCACAUUGCGAGGAAAAUUUAGAGUUUUUUGAAAGAGCGCAUCAGUUCCUCCAGCUCAAACAAAACGGAAAUAUCAGCGAAGAGAAGCUUCUAGCGAUUUGGAAUAAGUCAUUAUACGUAAAAUACAUUGCCGUGGACUCGCCUAAAGAAUGUAACUUUUCACAGGAUAUUAGAGAAAUCUUUGAGGAGUGCUACGCUAAUAACAAAAUACCGAGCGACGUAGACGUGCUGUUCGCGAUAAGUCACGUGAUGGGUCUGUUGGUUGAUGGGUACCAUAGGUUUGUAAAUUCUGUUGAUGACAAAAAAUACCGCUCUACCUACGCUGUCAGCAAUGAUUCCACUCUGAGACAAGAUUAUAAAAAUGGGACCACGGUUUCCAUUUCGCCCUUGAGCGUGGAUAAUAUUUCCACAGACAGAAAUCCCUACAUGAAGAAGCCUAGUAAUAAUGGUUUAGCAGCAAUUAUUCAAGAGACGUCUACAGACACAACAGUCGAGUCGCAGAACAGCGGUUACACUUCUCUACCAGAUGGGUCAAUGUCAGCAACCGGUACUGACAGUUCGAAGUUCAGAAAAACUAUGGCUAGCGAUUUCCAAAAAUUGCACAAUUCAAGCAUCCUCAGCUCAGGGAAGGGUUUGUUACAAAAACUGAAUUUCACCAAGAAACGCAGAUCUUUUAAACAACCUUCAGGUGUAUUUUACGGCCAUUAUAACAACAAUAUCCAACGUCAUUUGAAAAGAGCCAAACAGUCAUCCACUACAGUGUCUUCGUCGUCAUCUAAAAACACAGAAUCCUCUUCGUCGCCGUUGCCGUUAAUCAAUAAAGCGAUUGACCACAAGGAGAAAAGUGUUGAAAAAGGCUUCAAAAAGCUUAACCUGCAUGAUAUCAAUUAA